GCUGGAGCGACAAACGCGUCUUCGCAUGUCCAGAUUCUCGACGUUAUCAAGAAAUCAGGUUGCACCUAUCGACUCUGCCUUAGACCACAGAACAUGGCGAAGCUGAAAGUCAGGUGACAACAAAAUGGCACGCAAAAAGACCGCGAGAGAGGCCACGGCGCUUCGUCCUUCUCGAAAGCGGGAAGCGCCCGUCGAUCCGUACGAGGUCCCUGACGAAGGCGAGACUCCGAGACGGCGACGGCGCCUGGAAACGACCGAUUCAGCUAAUGGGAACAUGCAAGAGAGACGAAAUGGUGCUGCCGAAGAUGCCCAAACAGCUGUCGAGACAACCCCUGCCAAGCGGCGUGGCCGACCUCCCAAGUCCGCAGCAGCAGGGACGCCGAUGGCCCAGGCAACGACACCCUCAGCCAAGCGACCGAGAUCACUGGCUGAGACCCCAGUCAAAGUCGAUGGUCUCGACACUCCAAGUCGGCGAAACAUCGCAGACAGGUCUGCGAGGAGGAAGAGCGCCAGAGCCCUCAUCGAUCGAGUGAUGGGCGGGACGGUCAGCGAAGACGAGGUUGAGGAAGGAGACAUUGCCCGUGAGAUCUACGAGUCCAGCGAGGCCGAAGAAGAAGGGCAGGAGGGUCAGGAGGAAGCCCAAGAGCCUACGGCACCCUCAAAGUCACCCGGCCGAAAACGAAGGGCCGCAGCCCGGAAAAGGUCGCCAACGCCACCACGAGACCUUCCUCCCCAUGAACAGUACUUCUACCAGAACAAGCCCGGGCUUGCCAAGACAUCCAACAACACCCUGUCAUCCCUCGAUCUCCUCACACACGACGAAUACUUCUCCGUCCUUCGGCAACUCAAGGACCCUCACGCCGCCGACGUCAACUUUCUCCAAAACCUCCAUGCCGAGUCCUUCGCGCAAUGGGCAUUCGAGCUCUCCCAGGGCUUCAGCACCUGCCUCUAUGGCUACGGCUCGAAGCGCCGACUCUUGCAUAGCUUUGCCACCUACCUCUCUUCCCAAAACCCCCACCACAAAGUCGUCAUCGUCAACGGCUACGUCCGCACCCUUACCGCGCGCGACAUCCUCUCCACCCUGACCGCCGCCUUCCCCUCCCCGUUGACCUCAAACAGCAGUGGCGGCGGCGGAGUAGGCCUCAACCCGUCCACCACCCUCCAAACCCUCCUCACCCAUCUAUCUACCACCUCAUCCUCCUCCGGCCUAACCAUCCUGGUAAACUCAGUCGACUUCCCCGCGCUCCGCAAACCCGCCCUACAAUCACUCCUCUCCCGCCUCGCCGCCCACUCACGGAUCCACCUGGCCUGCACCGCGGACACACCCAACUUCCCCCUCCUUUGGGACGCCGGCCUGCGCGCGUCCUUCAACUUCCUCUUCCACGACUGCACCACCUUUGCGCCCUACGGCCCUUGCGAGCUCGAGGUCGUCGACGAGGUGCACGAGCUGCUGGGUCGCAAGUCGCGGCGGGCCGGCGGCAAGGAGGGUGUCGCGUUCGUGCUGCGCAGUCUGCCCGAGAACGCGCGGGCGCUGUUCCGGCUGCUGGUAGGCGAGGUGUUGGUGGCGAUGGAGGAGGAGCAGGGAGGCCGGGGAGUGGGAGGGGGAGGAAGAGGGGGAGAAGAAGUUGCGGUGGAGUACAAGAUGGUGUAUAACAAGGCGGUGGAGGAGUUUAUCUGCAGCUCUGAGAUGGCGUUUCGGACGCUGCUGAAGGAAUUCCAUGACCACCAGAUCAUCACCAGCCACAAGGACUCGAUCGGUACGGAACUCCUGAGUCUUCCCUUUAGGAAAGAGGAGCUCGAGUCGAUUUUGGAGGAGUUGAUGUCAUAA
Molecule: messenger RNA, 1828 nt
Organism: Parathielavia appendiculata
Lineage: Eukaryota; Fungi; Ascomycota; Sordariomycetes; Sordariales; Chaetomiaceae
Product: ORC2-domain-containing protein
Exons: 2
Coding region: 125-1828 (567 amino acids)
Biological process (GO): DNA replication
Cellular component (GO): nuclear origin of replication recognition complex; nucleus
Molecular function (GO): DNA replication origin binding
Source: RefSeq, a predicted model, not a curated record